AUGACGAGCCCUCGGUUAGACCUGAAUUUAGGUCUGGUUUUUGACACACCAAAAGCACCACUACAAACUUCAUCUACAAUAGGAACAUCGCCACAACUACGACAACUACAACAAGGGACAGAAAUCAAAGCCCGUGAAGUACAAUUAAGACUCAAACAAGAACUUGUUGAAGAAAAGCAAAGGCUAUUGCAAUUGAAAGCUGAAAAAUUGAAUAACAUCGAAACAUUGCAAACUAAACUUACACGAUUGAGUAAACUGCAACAAGACUUUACCACUAAGACUCAAUUGAAUCAAUUGCUCGACAAUAGCAGAGUUGAAUUCUUUAGAAAUUUACAAACUCGCAAUCAAAAACAACAAGAUUACAUCUUGCACCAUCUAAAUGUAUUACCAUCACCAAAUUGGAAUUUACGAUUAUCAUUAGCUAAACAGUUCAUUCCAUUUUUGGACAUUGAUAACUUGAAAAGUUAUAAUGAAUAUGUUGAUAAUAGACUAGUUCGAGUGUUUCAAUUUACAAUCUUAUCACCGCUUGUACUCAAUCUAACACUCAAAUUGGAGAUAAAUGCCCUGAAUGAUUCAGUGUAUCAGAUUUUAGUAAUGACAAAUUUAACCACGUUGCACAUGUUGUCAUCUUCGUUUGCACUGGCUUUGGUCAAAGACUACAUACCGAAUGGGAAAAUCAAUUGUGUCAUGUAUGGAUUGAAUUCACUAACGAAAUUAAUUCAAAAGAGAACAAAGAAUUGGCAUCAGUUGAUUGUCAAAUAUAAAUCGAUGAUUGCAAAUGAUCUAUUGCUCAAUAUUCCCGACCAAGUAUCUGAUUACAGAAAGCUAUAUGCUAGCCUCAAACUGAUUGACAGCAUUGAUUUGCAUCUUAGUCACAACAAAUAUAAGCUCAGCUUAUACUGGAGCAUAGUUAACAAUGAUCACCUAACAGGGACAUGCCAAUCGGACAUAAAAUUGUUGAUUACCCGAAAUGGAAAUGCGGUUAUGAAAGAUGCUGGUUCAUUAUUCACAUCAUUGGUUUCCAAAUACGGAAUCAUCAAUUCAUUAGAAAUCAUCCUAUGUAAUAUAUUCAAUUACGAAACCUGA
Molecule: messenger RNA, 1086 nt
Organism: Lodderomyces parapsilosis
Lineage: Eukaryota; Fungi; Ascomycota; Pichiomycetes; Serinales; Debaryomycetaceae
Exons: 1
Coding region: 1-1086 (361 amino acids)
Source: RefSeq, a predicted model, not a curated record